AUGCCUGCCAUUCCCUCUUCCCCCGAACCAAAGGGCUCUAAGGACCUGGGGACCCCUAUGCGAGAACCAUCGUUCCCUUCAAGUCCUUCAACCGGCGGUGUUGUCGCAUACAACGAGUCCCAAGGCCCUCGGACCACAACAAGUGGAGCCAUGUUUUACCCGGCUUCUAUGCAAUUCGGCUCAAAUAACGGAAGAUCUGUCUGUCUUGAACUCGAGGAUGGCACUGUCUACAGAGGAUUCAACUUUGGAGCCGAAAGGAGCACUGCUGGAGAACUGGUUUUCCAGACCGGUAUGGUGGGGUACCCUGAAUCCUUGACAGAUCCCUCGUAUCGAGGUCAGAUCCUGGUCAUAACGUUCCCUCUCGUGGGAAAUUAUGGUGUGCCGUCGCGUGACAAGAUGGACGAACUGUUAAAGGAUCUACCAAAGCACUUUGAGUCGGAUCAGAUUCACGUCGCCGGCUUGGUGGUUGCUAACUACUGCGGCGAAGCUUUCUCUCACUUUUUAGCUGAAAGCUCCCUUGGCGAAUGGUUGAAGGAGCAAAACGUGCCAGCCAUUUACGGUAUUGACACCCGAGCCUUGACCAAACGGAUCAGGGAAAAGGGUAGUAUGUUGGGACGUAUGCUUCUCCAAAAGGCAACUUCUGUUGCUCAGGAUAGCACCAUUGAGCAACAAUUAGACAACUGGAGAGAAACCCAUGAAGUGGUGGACUGGGAAGACCCAAACAAAAGGAAUUUGGUUGAUGAUGUGUCGAUCAAGGAGCCUAAGCUCUAUAGUCCACCCGGAAACCCACUUUUACACCCAUCGGGACGUCCUAUCCGCAUUCUUUGUGUAGAUGUGGGUUUGAAAUACAACCAGUUGAGGUGCCUACUCUCCCGUGGUGUCGAGGUGCUCGUCGUACCUUGGAACUACAAUUUCCCCAGCCUUGCAGGCAAAGAAUAUGAUGGGCUCUUCCUCUCAAACGGUCCGGGUGACCCUGCCACCCUAGAUUCCACGGUCUCCCACUUGAAGAUAGCUGUCAAAGAGAAUAAAACACCAAUCUUCGGUAUCUGUCUUGGGCACCAGCUCUUAGCAAGAGCGGCAGGUGCGAAAACUCUUAAGAUGAAAUUUGGAAAUCGAGGACACAACAUUCCAUGCACAAGCAUGCUUUCUGGUCGCUGUUAUAUUACUUCUCAGAAUCAUGGCUACGCUGUUGAUUCCAAGACUCUUCCGGAAGGGUGGGAAGAACUCUUCAUUAACGCUAAUGAUGCUAGCAAUGAAGGUAUCAGACAUGCUAGCCGCCCGCUAUUUAGUGUGCAGUUCCAUCCAGAGAGUACCCCUGGGCCACGGGACACUGAGUUUUUGUUUGACGUCUUUAUCAGUACCGUGAAGCAGUGCCUUGAAUCCAAGAACGCUCUAUCCAAACCUGUUAAUUUCCCAGGCGGGACUAUCGCAGAGAACACUAUUGCCCAUCCGCGAGUUCACGUCAAGAAAGUUUUGAUUCUAGGCAGCGGUGGUCUUAGCAUUGGCCAGGCAGGAGAGUUUGAUUACUCCGGCAGCCAAGCUAUCAAAGCUCUGAAAGAGGAAGGAAUAUACACCGUUUUAAUCAACCCUAACAUCGCUACUAUUCAAACUUCGAAGGGUCUCGCAGAUAAGGUCUAUUUCCUUCCGGUAAAUGCCGAUUUUGUUCGUAAAGUGAUCAAACGCGAGCGGCCUGAUGCUAUCUAUGUCACAUUCGGUGGCCAAACUGCCCUCCAAGUUGGUAUUCAGCUUAAGGAUGAAUUCGAAGAGCUUGGUGUGAAAGUACUUGGUACACCAAUCGACACUAUCAUUACAACUGAGGACCGUGAGCUAUUUGCUCGUAGCAUGGAGGCCAUUGGUGAGAAGUGUGCCAAAUCCGCAUCAGCUUCCAAUUUGGAAGAAGCAAUGGAAGCCGUGAAAGGCAUCGGAUUCCCAGUAAUUGUCAGAGCUGCUUAUGCCUUAGGUGGUUUGGGAAGUGGUUUCGCUGAAAAUGACGACCAGCUCCGCGACCUUUGUACCAAGGCUUUUGCCGCAAGUCCCCAGGUCCUUAUUGAGAGGAGUAUGAAAGGCUGGAAAGAGAUUGAGUACGAGGUUGUUCGAGAUGCCCGUGAUAACUGCAUCACUGUCUGCAACAUGGAAAAUUUUGAUCCAUUAGGAAUUCAUACCGGUGACUCUAUUGUCGUCGCGCCAUCCCAGACGCUGUCUGACGAGGACUACAAUAUGCUUCGUACUACAGCUGUCAACGUGAUCCGCCAUCUUGGAGUCGUCGGUGAGUGUAAUAUUCAAUAUGCUCUUAAUCCCUUCUCAAGGGAAUAUUGUAUUAUUGAAGUCAAUGCUCGUUUAUCGCGAUCAUCUGCGUUGGCUUCAAAGGCUACUGGAUACCCCCUGGCAUUUAUAGCCGCAAAACUUGGUCUCGGAAUUCCACUAAAUGAGAUAUCCAACUCUGUUACCAAAGUUACUUGUGCCUGUUUUGAACCUUCCUUAGAUUACGUCGUCGUUAAGAUUCCUCGAUGGGACUUGAAGAAGUUCACCCGUGUAUCAACCCAGCUCGGCUCCUCAAUGAAGAGUGUAGGGGAGGUCAUGAGUAUCGGAAGAACAUUCGAGGAAGCCAUCCAAAAGGCUAUCAGAGCUAUUGAUUUCCACAAUCUCGGUUUCAACGAAACAAGUGCAUUGAUGUCGAUCAAGAACGAGCUUCAAACCCCAUCUGAUCAACGACUCUUUGCAAUCGCCAAUGCCAUGCACUCCGGCUACACUGUUGAUGAAAUAUGGGAAUUGACCAAGAUUGACAAAUGGUUUUUGCGAAAACUUGAAGGGCUGAGCCUGUUUGGCAAGCAAAUGAGCAGCUAUAAUGCCACGACUGUGCCUAUUCCUCUCAUCAGACAAGCCAAGCAACUCGGAUUCUCUGAUCGCCAGCUUGCGAGAUUUUUAAGCUCCAACGAACUUGCUGUUAGACGUAUGCGUGUUGAAGCUGGAAUAAUCCCCUUCGUUAAGCAGAUCGAUACAGUGGCAGCUGAGUUCCCCGCUUUUACGAACUACUUGUAUCUGACUUACAACGGUUCUGAAAAUGAUGUGGCUUUUGACGAUCAAGGCAUCAUGGUUCUUGGCUCAGGCGUUUAUAGAAUUGGAUCUUCGGUUGAAUUUGAUUGGUGCUCUGUUAGAACUAUUCGCACACUUCGAGAGCAAGGACACAAAACAGUCAUGGUUAAUUAUAAUCCGGAGACUGUCAGUACGGACUAUGACGAGGCUGAUCGUCUUUAUUUUGAAAAUAUCACAUUGGAAACAGUCCUUGAUAUCUACCAGCUAGAGUCAUCUAGUGGAGUCGCAAUCUCCAUGGGAGGCCAGACGCCAAACAACAUUGCCUUGCCCCUCCAUCGUCUCAAUGUUAAGAUUCUUGGAACAUCUCCCGAAAUGAUUGAUACAGCUGAGAAUCGCUACAAAUUCUCACGUAUGCUUGACAGAAUUGGGGUUGAUCAACCCGCAUGGAAAGAACUUACUAGCAUUGAAGAAGCCACUACAUUCUGUGACAAGGUCGGCUACCCCGUUCUUGUACGACCUUCCUACGUUCUUUCAGGAGCAGCUAUGAACACUGUCUACUCUCAAGACGAUCUGGCGAAUUAUCUUCACCAAGCGGCUGAGGUAUCCCGAGAACACCCUGUUGUUAUCACUAAAUAUAUCGAAAAUGCCAAGGAGAUUGAAAUGGAUGCUGUGGCAAAGAAUGGUGUAAUGUGUGGCCAUUUCAUCUCCGAACACGUUGAGAAUGCUGGUGUCCACUCCGGUGAUGCUACUCUAAUUGUUCCGCCCCAAGACCUAGACCCUGAGACUGUAAGGAGAAUCGAAGAAGCAACCAGCAAAAUCGGAGAUGCUCUGAAUGUUACUGGACCUUUCAACAUUCAAUUCAUUGCCAAGGAUAAUGAAAUCAAGGUCAUCGAGUGCAAUGUCCGAGCCUCACGAUCUUUCCCGUUUGUCUCAAAGGUCAUGGGUGUUGAUCUGAUUGAGAUGGCUACUAAGGCUAUGAUUGGGAAACCAUUCGAGGCGUACCCACCGGUAAAUAUUCCGCAACGUUAUGUUGGUAUCAAGGUGCCGCAAUUUUCAUUCUCUAGACUCUCCGGUGCGGAUCCUGUACUCGGCGUGGAGAUGGCUUCUACUGGCGAGGUUGCCUGUUUCGGUCGCGACCGAUAUGAAGCGUACCUAAAGGCUCUCAUAUCCACUGGGUUUAAAUUGCCCGAGAAGAACAUCCUUGUCUCUAUGGGCUCAUUCAAAGAUAAGAUGGAGAUGUUGCCAUCUAUCACCAAGCUGCACAAGAUGGGCUUCAACCUUUUUGCAACUGCUGGUACAGCUGACUUCUUGCGGGAGCAUGGCAUUCCAGUGAAAUACUUGGAGCUGCUUGCAGGAGAUGGUGAAGACUUGAAGUCUGAAUACUCUCUCACACAGCAUCUAGCCAACAACCUCAUCGACCUUUACAUCAACCUUCCUUCGAGCAACAAGUUUAGACGACCGGCUAACUAUAUGAGUAAGGGUUACCGCACCCGACGAAUGGCUGUUGACUACCAAACUCCCCUUGUGACGAAUGUCAAGAACGCCAAGAUUUUGAUUGAAGCCAUGUCUCGACGGUAUGAUUUGAGUGUAGCGCCAAUUGAUUUCCAAACGAGCCAUCGAACUAUAUCUUUGCCUGGACUCAUCAAUGUCGCCGCCUUUGUCCCGGGAAUUGCAGAGAAGGACUCGACGGACUUCCAAGAAGUCACUAAAGCAUCCAUCGCCGCUGGUUUCUCUAUGAUCCGAGUUUUGCCUGUAGGAAUCAACAGCUUUGUCACUGACGCACAAGCCUUAAAGCUGGCGCAACUCAAUUCACAAAAGGGUUCCUACUGCGAUUUCAACUUUUCAGUUACUGCAACUGCCACGAAUGCGGAUCAGGUAGAUCUUAUAUCAAGCGAGGUUGGCUCCUUGUUCAUUCCAUUCAACCACUUGGCCGGUAAUAUCAACAAAGUUGCGACUGUCACAACCCAUUUUGCUUCCUGGCCAUCCAACAAGCCUAUCAUAACCGAUGCAAAGGGUACAGACCUUGCUUCGAUCCUUCUCCUGGCUAGCCUCCACAACCGCAAUGUACAUGUUAUGAGCGUCACAUCUCAAGAAGACAUUAAAAUUAUUGCGCUUAGCAAAGAAAAGGGGCUAAGAGUGACUUGUGAUGUUUCGAUCUAUUCGUUGUUUUUGUCGCAGGAAACCUUCCCAGAGAGCUGCCACCUACCAACCAAGAAAGACCAAGAAUCGCUCUGGGAACAUCUCAGUACGAUUGAUGUCUUCAGUAUUGGAAGCCUCCCAUACGAGACUGCCGGCAAAAAUGCAUCCCCCACGGUUGGAUUGCCGGAUGCGCUCCCUAUUCUCUUGACGGCAGUAUCCGAGGGGCGACUAACCAUCGACGAUAUAACCAAAAGGCUGUAUGAGAACCCGAAGAAGAUCUUCGAGCUGCAUGAUCAGCCUGAUACUUUUGUGGAAGUUGAAGUUGAUCGUCCGUAUGUUUUCCAGAGUCAAGGUGCCUGGUCACCAUUUACUGGUAAAACGUUGCGUGGUUCCAUCCAGCGUGUCAAUUUCCAGGGAAAGACAGCAUGUCUCGAUAGUGAAAUUCUUCCUGACGCACCUAGGGGCAUGGACAUGUCAUCCCACACCUUAGCACCACCCCAGUCGCCUUCAGCCAAGGAGAUAACCCCUCGGUCUCCAAUGGCAAUGGGCUCAAUUGGCAGGCGUUUGUCAUUCACGACUACUCCACAGGCCCGCCCAUCGCCAUUGAAACAAGUUGAUUCCCUUGCUACUGCCGAUGAACUUGGACCACCACUAUAUGCUACCCCAUCCACUGGAGGGACUCCAUCACUCCAGGAACUGCUUUCCCGCUCUACGUUCAGGCAUAAACAUAUACUAUCUGUCAACCAGUUCAACAGAUCUGACCUGCAUUUACUGUUUACAGUAGCGCAGGAGAUGCGACUAGGGGUUCAGCGCCAGGGUGUUCUCGAUAUCCUCAAGGGUCGUGUUCUAUGUACCCUGUUUUAUGAGCCAUCUACCCGCACUUCUGCCUCCUUCGAUACGGCAAUGCAACGACUGGGUGGGCGAACCGUGGCUAUCGCCACUCAGCAUUCAUCCGCUCAAAAGGGCGAGACCUUGCAAGAUACCAUUCGCACUCUUGCUUGUUACUCUGAUGCGGUCGUUCUCCGCCACUCUGAAGAGAGUAGUGCGUCCACGGCAGCCAAAUUCUCCCCAGUCCCAAUCAUCAAUGGUGGAAAUGGCAGCCAAGAGCAUCCUACCCAGGCGUUCCUCGACCUCUUCACCAUUCGUGAAGAGCUGGGUACCGUCAGCGGGAUCACUGUUACGUUUACAGGCGACCUUAAACAUGGGAGAACAGUUCACUCUCUCAUAAAGUUGCUUCAGUUCUACCAAGUUCGCAUACAGCUUGUUUCUCCCAAGGCCUUGUCCUUGCCGGAAGACAUCCGCCAACAGGUCAUCAAGUCUGGCCAGCUUAUCGUUGAAACCAACGAACUGACGCCAGAAGUCGUUGCUCGCUCUGAUGUCUUGUACUGUACACGAGUCCAGAAGGAACGUUUUGCGGAUCAAGAGGAAUAUGAGAGGCUAAAGAAUAGCUUUGUCAUUGACAAUUCUAUCAUGAACCAGGCGAAGAGCCAGAUGGUGGUCAUGCAUCCGCUUCCAAGAAACGCAGAAAUUGACGAACAAGUGGACUUUGACCAGCGCGCUGCCUAUUUUAGACAGAUGAGGUACGGUCUCUACUGCCGUAUGGCGUUGUUGGCUUUGGUUAUGGCACCCUGA
Molecule: messenger RNA, 6804 nt
Organism: Nannizzia gypsea CBS 118893
Lineage: Eukaryota; Fungi; Ascomycota; Eurotiomycetes; Onygenales; Arthrodermataceae
Product: protein kinase subdomain-containing protein
Exons: 3
Coding region: 1-6804 (2267 amino acids)
Biological process (GO): L-citrulline biosynthetic process; 'de novo' pyrimidine nucleobase biosynthetic process; UTP biosynthetic process
Cellular component (GO): cytosol; cytoplasm
Molecular function (GO): metal ion binding; dihydroorotase activity; amino acid binding
Source: RefSeq, a predicted model, not a curated record